UCAUCAACGUCGACAGGCUGUUGAAAAGAUCGUUGUCAGUCUGGAUUCACUUGUGUCAGCAGUUAGGAUGGCAGCAACAGGAGUAAGUGGCCUCCGCUUCUCUCUCCUCCUGGACGACCUCUGUCAGGUCCUCACCUGGACGGGCCUGUGCCAGGUCCUGUUAGUGGUCGGGUCAACACUGGGAGCUGUGGUUGGGGUUUGGACAGUGCAGCUGUUGGUGCGUCAUGCCUGGUACAUGUACAAGCUGUCCUGCUUCAACAAACCGCGUGCACAGUCCUGGCUGCUGGGUCAUCUGGGUCAGAUGCAGAACUCAGAGGAAGGACUCCAUCAGUCAGAUGACUUGGUGCAGACGUACAAACACUCUUGCAGCUGGUUCCUCGGCCCCAUCUAUCACCUGGUCAGAGUUUUCCAUCCGGACUUCGUCAAACCUCUGUUAAUGGCACCUGCCAGUGUUACAGUGAAAGACGAGCUUUUCUACGGUCAUCUGCGUCCAUGGCUGGGACAGAGUUUAUUGCUAGCCAGUGGAGAGGAAUGGUCCCGCAGAAGACGCCUGCUAACUCCAGCUUUCCACUUUGACAUACUGAAGGGCUAUGUUACCAGGUUUAACACCUCGACUAACACCAUGCAUGACAAGUGGCGUCACCUGUUGGCAGGAGGAAGAACCAACAUAGAAAUGUUCCAUCACGUCACCCUGAUGACACUGGACAGUUUGCUGAAAUGUGCCUUCAGUUACAACAGUAACUGCCAGGAGUCCACUAGUGAAUAUGUGUCAGCCGUUAUGGAGCUGAGUGACCUGAUCUUAGAUCGUCGCCAAAAGCUUUUACACCACUGGGACUGGAUUAUUGGAGAACUAAACAGGGCCAACGUUUCAAAAAAGCCAUUAAUAUGUACACAGGAGGAAGCAGAAGGAAGCCAGAGCCUGGAGAACAUGCAACGCCACACAGAAAGGACCAGGUUCACUCAGGAUGUUCUUGAGCAGCGCCGAGCCCUGAUCAGCCAACAGAAAGAAAUACAACAUGAUUUCACCACAACACCUCAGAAGAAGAAAGACUUUGUGGACAUUUUACUGUUGUCAAAGGAUGAAGCUGGGCGAGGACUAACAGAUGAGGAGAUACAAGCAGAGGCCAACACCUUCAUGUUUGCGGGUCAUGAGACCACAGCAAGUGCAAUUUGCUGGACACUCUACAAUUUAGCACACCACCCCCACUAUCAAGAAAAGUGUCGACAGGAGGUGAUGGAUUUAAUGAGAGGAAGAGAUCGACAGAACAUGGAGUGGGAGGAUCUGUCUGGUCUGCCGUUCACCACCAUGUGCAUCAGAGAGGCUCUCAGACUGCACUCUCCAGUGCUGGCUGUCACCAGGAAGUACACCCAGGACAUGGAACUGCCAAAGAAUCGGACAGUGCCAAAGGGAGUGAUCUGUUUGGUCAGUAUUUAUGGAACACACCACAAUGGCACUGUCUGGACAAACCCACAUGAGUUUGAUCCUCUGCGUUUCGAACCCACCAACAUGGCGGGGCGGGAUUCUCAUGCCUUCAUCCCCUUUUCCUCAGGACCCAGGAACUGUAUCGGUCAGAAAUUUGCCCUGGCAGAGCUGCGUGUGGUUGUGGCAUUGACUCUGCUCAGGUUCCAUCUAACCCCAGGCGUGGACCCCAAACUGGGUACCACCUCUGAGGGCAUUCGGCGUCUCCCCCAACUCGUCCUUCGUGCUGAGGGGGGCAUGUGGCUGCAGCUGGCACCUCUGAUCACACCCAGAACGGAGAAUGAGCAAGAUGAAUGAUCCAGCAAACCUCUCUCACAUUCACUGUUACCAGUUGCAGUUGUGCGCAUAAGUUCAC
Messenger RNA from Thalassophryne amazonica, 1835 nucleotides. Its product is annotated as cytochrome P450 4F3-like. Gene Ontology annotation, molecular function: iron ion binding; oxidoreductase activity, acting on paired donors, with incorporation or reduction of molecular oxygen; monooxygenase activity. The coding region runs from base 68 to 1777 and encodes 569 amino acids. The record is from RefSeq and is a predicted model, not a curated record. NCBI's taxonomy places the organism in Eukaryota, Metazoa, Chordata, Actinopteri, Batrachoidiformes, Batrachoididae. The transcript is spliced from 14 exons.